AGAAGCAUGAGUCCUCCAAUGGUGUACACGACUCGGGAAGGAUGCAAGGUAGAUGGGUCACGACUCUCCGAGUCAUUGUCAAGGAUAAGGAAGACUACUAGACCAACGGGAUCGCGGGAUCGAGGUAGGCAUUGGUAUAUUGAACACCCCAUUUCUCGAGCUAAUCGUGCGUAUCCGUUCUGUCACCAUCGUACAUGUAUUUGUCGACGCAGACGUUCGCAGACGUUUGAGUACUGCCGCAGGGUAGGAGGCUCUCGAUGAACGGGUUGGCGCGGAAGCAAACAAAGGGUCAGAUUGCAUCAAACCGACCACGUGAAAAAGAUUGGUGCACGAAUCAGUGUUACAGGUUGCCAACAACUCUCCCACUUCGCCACCCAUGAAUAUUCCGGAACCCCGUCCGCUCAACGAGACAGAUGCCCUCAGCUACCUUGAAGCUAUCAGGAUACAGUUUCAGGGCCAGCCUGACGUCUAUAACCAAUUUUUGGACAUUAUGAAGGAAUUUAAGAGCCACCUGAUCGACACACCAGUUGUCAUACAGCGUGUAUCGCAUCUGUUUUCCGGUCACCCUCAGCUAAUUAUCGGAUUCAACACAUUUUUGCCAGCGGGGUAUCGUAUCGAAUGCACCUCGGACGGUCCGACUCACAACCGAAUCACCGUCAUCAAUAGCGACGGAACCACUAUCCUUUAUCAGCAACCCCCGAUUCUACCUCCGGGAUGUUAUUCAGCAUUCUAGGAGGGAUCUUGUGCCAUCAUGCCCUACGGAGUUUCUUCUGCCUUGUCAGCAGUGCCUCCCGCAGGACGACAUCUCGAUCCUCGAU
Molecule: messenger RNA, 818 nt
Organism: Guyanagaster necrorhizus
Lineage: Eukaryota; Fungi; Basidiomycota; Agaricomycetes; Agaricales; Physalacriaceae
Product: PAH2 domain-containing protein
Exons: 3
Coding region: 377-733 (118 amino acids)
Biological process (GO): negative regulation of transcription by RNA polymerase II
Cellular component (GO): chromatin; Sin3-type complex
Molecular function (GO): transcription corepressor activity
Source: RefSeq, a predicted model, not a curated record